GGAGCGGGAAGGGUGCUUAUUGUCGACAGUAGCUCCGCCUCAUGAUUUUUCUCCGUCCUGUUGUCUUCAGUGUACUACUCACCUCCCUCACUCUUGCUCUAUGCCUUUUUUGCUGCUGGAUGCUCUCCCAUCACGUUAUCUUGCCGCUCCUCGCCUGUCUACAUCAUUCCUAUUCUUUUGCCAUUGCCUGCUGGUUGCUUCCCAAUUGCCUGUGCUUGCUUGUCUCACUCCUCGCCUGUCCACCUUGCUCCUGUUCUUUUGCCGUUACCUGCUGGUUGCUGCCUGUGCUCGCUUGUCUCAUUCCUCGCCCGUCCACAUCGCUCCUGUUCUUUUGCUGCUGUCGAGUUUGCCUGCUUCUCACUGUCGUGCUGGUUCUAUCAUUAUCAUCCUGUAUCGUAUUUGCCUGGUCGCAGGUCGAAGCGUUUGUAUCAGUAGAUUAUAGCAUAAUUCACCCGAAUGCAACCGAUUUUGUUGUA
Molecule: messenger RNA, 476 nt
Organism: Suillus subalutaceus
Lineage: Eukaryota; Fungi; Basidiomycota; Agaricomycetes; Boletales; Suillaceae
Exons: 1
Source: RefSeq, a predicted model, not a curated record